AAAACCUCCCUCGCAUAACAACUAAACCAAAUCACAACGAAUCAAACCCAAAGAAAAAAAACCCCGUCUCCGCCUCUGCUUAAACCUAUGUAGAUUUUGAUUCUCCGAUUCAAUCCUCAAUCUUUCUCGAGAUCUCUGCUCUAUCUAAGCUAAAUUCAAUACUUUUUUUAAUCAAUUUAAAUUGAAUACCAAGAACAGAUUUUAAUUUAAUUUUGGGUUUUUUAUAGCAUGAAAAUUAGUUUGUUGUUUGUAUGAAAUUUAAUUGUUCUUUUUAAUCAAUUUAAAUUGAAUACCAAGUACAGAUUUUAAUUUAAUUUUGGGUUUUUUUUAUUAUAGCAUGAAAAUUGUGUUCUUGUAAAAACCAAUCAAUUUUUUUGUUAUACAUGUCUGAUCAAACUCUCAAUUUUACCUACCCUUUAUGCCUCAACGUAUUUCCCUCGAUUUUCUCGCGAUUUCUAGCUAAUUUAAUUUAGGGGUUCUCUGUUCUCAACUUUUUUGCUUGGUUUAAUUUCGAAUUUAAACCUAAAAAUGAAUGUGACCAAGUCUCAGGUAUGGCAGCCUUGUAAGAAGAAGAGGUUUUGACCGUUAAGGACCAAAAAUAAUUGAAGAUUUUGGAAGUUUCUGGGAGGAAUUGUGUAAUUCUAGAGAGAGAAAGAGGGGGGAGGGGUUGAAUUAUAGUUUUUAGAGAGAGAAAUGGCGUCGAGAGGAGGCGGAGGCGGUGCAGGGAGUAGUAACGGUGGUCGGACUCGGGUUGGGAGAUAUGAGUUAGGGAGGACGUUGGGGGAAGGUACGUUUGCGAAAGUGAAGUUUGCGAGGAAUAUUGAAACGGGUGAAAACGUUGCUAUUAAGAUUCUUGAUAAAGAAAAAGUUCUUAAGCAUAAAAUGAUCGGUCAGAUUAAACGAGAAAUUUCGACCAUGAAACUCAUUAGACACCCAAACGUGAUCCGUAUGUAUGAGGUGAUGGCCAGCAAGACAAAAAUAUAUAUCGUUCUGGAAUUUGUUACUGGUGGUGAACUUUUUGAUAAAAUUGCAAGUAGAGGGAGGCUGAAAGAGGAUGAAGCAAGAAAGUAUUUUCAGCAGCUUAUUAAUGCUGUAGAUUACUGCCAUAGUAGAGGCGUGUACCAUAGAGAUUUAAAGCCUGAGAAUUUGCUACUGGAUGCCACUGGGGUUCUCAAAGUCUCAGAUUUUGGACUAAGUGCAUUACCUCAACAAUUUCGAGAAGAUGGUUUACUUCACACAACAUGCGGAACACCAAAUUAUGUUGCUCCAGAGGUCAUCAACAAUAAAGGCUAUGAUGGAGCCAAGGCAGAUUUAUGGUCUUGUGGUGUGAUACUCUUUGUCUUAAUGGCUGGUUUCUUGCCUUUUGAAGAAUCCAAUCUUAUGGCUCUCUACAAGAAGAUUUUUAAGGCCGACUUCACUUGUCCUCCAUGGUUCUCUACCAGUGCAAAGAAACUAAUAAAAAGAAUUUUGGAUCCUAAUCCUCUGACGCGCAUUACUUUCGCUGAGGUUAUUGAAAAUGACUGGUUUAAAAAAGGAUAUAAGCCGCCUACUUUUGAACAAGCUGAAGUUAGCCUUGAUGAUGUGAACUCUAUUUUUAAUGAAACAGUGGAGGGUGCAAACCUUGUCGUGGAGAGGCGAGAAUCUUCUAUUGGGCCAGUGGCACCUAUAACUAUGAAUGCUUUUGAACUUAUCUCUACAUCGCAGGGUCUCAACCUUAGUAAUCUUUUUGAGAAACAAAUGGGACUUGUGAAACGAGAAACAAGAUUUACAUCCAAAAGUUCUGCUAAUGAGAUAAUCUCAAAGAUUGAAGAGACUGCAAUGCCUUUGGGUUUCCAAGUGAAGAAAAAUAACUUUAAGAUGAAGCUUCAAGGAGAGAAGACUGGACGCAAGGGUCAUCUAUCUAUUGCAACCGAAAUCCUUGAGGUGGCUCCUUCUCUCUAUAUGGUUGAGCUUCGGAAAUCAGGCGGAGAUACUCUGGAAUUUCACAAGUUUUACAAGAACCUGUCAGCUGGAUUAAAAGAUAUUGUUUGGAAAACAGUUGAUGAAGAGAAGGAAGGAGAAGUCGAGAGAAAUGGCGCUGCUGUGACUGUAGAGAAAUUCAAAGGAAAAAAAAAGAAAAAAAAAUUAAAAAUGAGGGAAGAAGUUAUCAGCUCCGGCGGGACCAUGGAUCCCACUCCGGCCGCCAGUUCUGCUGGAGCAUCGUCGCCGGCGGUUCCGGGGAAUGUUUCGAAAGCAACGGCUUCUUUAUCUGGUAUUGGCUCACAAGUGCCGUGGACCUCGAUGAGCACUAGUGCUGGUGGAUCGUCGAGGCCUUCUUGUAGGCCGUGGGAACGCGGGGAUUUGUUGAGACGGUUGGCUACUUUUAAGCCUUCCAAUUGGUCUGGGAAGCCUAAGAUCUCAAGUUCAUUGGCUUGUGCCCAAAGAGGUUGGAUAAAUACUGAUGUCGAUAAAAUCGUCUGUGAGGCAUGCGAUGCCUGCCUGAGUUUUGUUUUGUUACCAUCCUGGACUCAAGCUGAAGUUGAAACUGCUGGUGAAGCCUUUGCCAAACAACUGGAUGAUGGCCACAAAGUCAGCUGUCACUGGAGAGGGAACAGCUGCCCAGAAAGUUUGGUGCAGUUCCCUCCAACUCCUCAGUCUGCUUUAAUUGGUGGAUACAAAGACAGAAGUGAUGGACUCUCGCAGUUUCAAUUUCUUCCUAUAGUUGCUGCAUCUGCAGUCGACAAGAUGCGUGUUUCUCGGGGUUUAAUGGUUGAUCGCUUUUUAUCUCAGUCCCAUAAUUUUACUUCUGUGGAAGGAGACUUCAAGUCAGAGGGCAUACCAGAACUUGAAACCUCUAGAGAUGGAGCCUUCUGUUUGUAUUCACGUGCCCAAAAAGUUAUAAGUUUGUGUGGAUGGGAACCAAGAUGGCUUCUAAACGUUCAAGACUGUGAAGAAAAUUCAGCCCAAUCAGCACGGAAUGGUUCAUUUGGCCCUGCUCAGGCUCAAAUCCAUCUUUCAUAUGAUCCUAGUUCAAGCAAGAAAUCAUACUCUGCCUCAGGCAAAAAGGACACUGAAAAGAACAAACUGUUAGCUGUUGACUCGAGAUGUGAUUCCAGGUCGCCCUUGUUGGAUUGCAGCUUAUGUGGUGCUACUGUCAGAAUACUGGAUUUUACGACUGUUCCUCGACCUGCUCGUUUUACUCCCACCAACAUUGAUAUUCCUGAUGGAGGCAAAAAAUUAGCAUUGACACGUGGAGUAAGUGCAGCUAGUGGAAUAAGUGGUUGGGUUGCUGCUGAUGAUACAGAGAAAGAACAAACAGAAGACCGCGAAGAAGUGGCAACAACAGACAAGGGAAAAUUGCUGAAGAAUGCUGACGUUGAUUUAAAUCUUACUAUGGCAGGCGGCUUACCUUUUAUUCAUGCAGACAGGGCCGCAAUACUUGAAAAUGUUAAUGAUGUGGACAUGGGGAGAGAUUUGAUGAUUGGUCAACCUGCAGGCAGUGAGGUAGGCGAUCGUGCUGCUUCAUAUGAAUCACGAGGACCAAGUUCUCGGAAACGGAGCCUGGAAAUAGGUGGCAGCUCGGAUGAUAGGGCUCACUUGGUAAUUCAGCCUGCCGAUAGUGUUGAAGGAAUUGUUAUCGAUCGUGAUGGUGAGGAAGUCACUGAUGGGGGGCAAUUUUCAGCUGGACCCUCAAAACGUGCUCGUGACUCGGAUUUUUUUGAUACACACUGUUCAGCUUAUCACAGAGACUCAUCUGGGGCUGGUCCUAGUCAUUCAGUGGGUAUUGACAUUUUUGGGGAUGGAAACAGAGGGAAUUUAUUUCGUCAAGGAAGUGAUCGAGUUCUAGGAAUCCCGUCAGCUAGGGGUUCAACACGUGCUUCUUCUGUCAUUGCAAUGGACACAGUCUGUCACAGUGCAGAUGAUAACUCUAUGGACAGUGUUGAAAACCGCCCUGGAGAUAUUGAUGAUGUUCAAUUCCCCUCAUCUAGUACAUAUGGCAAUCUGGACAUGAAUGAGGCUUCUGAGCUGAAUUAUAGCAAUCAAGCCCAGCAAAGCAUUUGUUUCAGACCUGCUGCUGAAAUAGCUCGUGGGGAAAUGGGUGUUAGUAGUACGAAUGAUGGUGAAGAAAUUUUUAACGCAGAAACUACAACAGCUCAGGCUAGGGAUGGUCUUAGUUUUGGCAUUAGUGGAGGCAGCGUUGGCAUGUGUGCUAGUCAUGAAGCAGAAAUCCAUGGUGCUGAUGUUUCUGUCCACAGAACAUAUAGUGUGGUUGGUGAUGCGGAGCCCAGAAUUGAAGAUGUUGACAAUCAAGGUCAGACUGGUGAAUCUGCUCCUGGUCCUGGACUAAUGGAUGAGAUUAUUCCAGAUGAAACAAGGGAAGAUGCUCAUGGUGAUAGUCAGGAGCUGUUGUCUCGAUCGGUGGAAAGGGCUGAUAGUGGCUCAAAAAUAGAUGGUUCUAUGAAGGCAGAAUCUGUUGAAAGUGGUGAAAAGGUAAGUCAAAACUGCAAGUUUUCCCUGGAUAACAAUGCGCACCCGUCUCUUUCCUGCAAUGCAAAUAUCGAAUCUGGCUAUCAAACAACCAAGACAGUUGUGAGCAAGGCUGGAAAAUCAUCCUCCACAAACAAUUGUCCACGCGUGGAAUCAGAUUAUGCACUUGCCAAUGGCAUAGGGCCUCCAAAAUACGAAAGCAAUUAUGAAGAGCCUCUUGAGUUUGAUCCAAUUAUUCAUCACAAUCAGUUCUGUCCAUGGGUGAAUGGAAAUGUUGCUGCUGCUGGUUGUACUAGUCGUGGUUCUAGCAAUAAUGCUGAUACUGCUGCAUUCUGCGGAUGGCAAUUGACAUUGGAAGCUUUAGACGCAGUGCGUUCCUUGGGACAUAUUCCAAUUCAAACAGUACAGUCCGAGUCCGCGGCAUCAUUAUACAAGGAUGAUCAUCAAACUCCGUGUCGGAAGCUCCUUCGUGGGCAUUCUAUGAGCAGAAGCCACGGGCAGCAUUGAUGGUAAACAAGUAAUUGCAAAGGUACCUGCAGUCAGUAAUAAUAUAAUUUCAACUCGUUAAUUGCUGUGCUGGGUGAAACUGCAUCAGUGUUGGAAGUAAAUAUUGGAAUCCAAAUCGUCCCUAGAGCUUCUGAUGGUGAAAGCUGCAACAAUUUUUUUUUUUAAAUUAUAAAUUUUCCCUCUUGCAGUUGGAUAAUUUAUGUGUGCCAAAAAUUUGAGGUGCAUCAUAGUGUGUUAAAUAGUUUGCUGUAUUGUUAUUCCUACUAGCUAACAGUCUAAUAAUGUGAUGAUGAACACAAUUUAAUCCAAGUCCUUUUGCUUUA
Messenger RNA from Mercurialis annua (annual mercury), 5297 nucleotides. RefSeq lists its product as uncharacterized. The record is from RefSeq and is a predicted model, not a curated record. Bases 694 to 4974 code for a protein of 1426 amino acids. The transcript is spliced from 22 exons. Gene Ontology annotation, molecular function: zinc ion binding; protein kinase activity; ATP binding. Gene Ontology annotation, biological process: signal transduction; protein phosphorylation. Lineage: Eukaryota; Viridiplantae; Streptophyta; Magnoliopsida; Malpighiales; Euphorbiaceae. Gene Ontology annotation, cellular component: nucleus.